UAAUGAAAAGUUGAUCAAAAAAAAAAAAACAUAUCAAAGAUGGCGUCCAGCACUGCGCCUGGAGGUGCAAGCUAUCCCCAACACCCGCAUCAACAAAAUCAACAACAACUACAACAAUCACCCUUAACAGACACCGAUCCUUUAGUCAAGUAUCAAACGCUUCUUCCUAUACUUAAAGAAUCAAUUGCAAAUUUGAUCAAGCAUACAAUGUACAUCCUUCAAAACACUUCGAAUGGUCACUGCAGGCAAAGCGAUGUGCAAUCGCUGAACAAAUGCAUGGAAGAUUUUUACAAUAUAAGUGAUCAAGUUCAUCAUUGGUUGGUACUGGCUGAUUCAACGGUUGCUCAAUAUCUGAUGGGUAGCAACUUUUCAACUGAAGUGACAUCAUCAUUUAACACCUCUCAUAACCAAAAUGUCGGUUCUGAAAAGCCGAAGGAUAUUUUGUUUUACUCUCAAUUUUUAAAGAACGCUAAAAAGCAAGUGAAAGCAUCAAUGGAACUGCGUAAUAUGUUGUCCGAGUUCGCCGACGAACUGUAACCGUGAAAUUUUUAACUCGUACAGUCGCCAGCUCUAAUAUUUUUAGGAAAAAUACAUUAUAUCGAAACAGGAAA
Molecule: messenger RNA, 611 nt
Organism: Hydractinia symbiolongicarpus
Lineage: Eukaryota; Metazoa; Cnidaria; Hydrozoa; Anthoathecata; Hydractiniidae
Exons: 4
Coding region: 40-537 (165 amino acids)
Biological process (GO): regulation of transcription by RNA polymerase II
Cellular component (GO): mediator complex
Molecular function (GO): transcription coregulator activity; transcription factor binding
Source: RefSeq, a predicted model, not a curated record